This is a messenger RNA of Lytechinus variegatus (green sea urchin), 760 nucleotides long. RefSeq names its product thiopurine S-methyltransferase-like. The transcript is spliced from 6 exons. Gene Ontology annotation, molecular function: thiopurine S-methyltransferase activity. The record is from RefSeq and is a predicted model, not a curated record. Bases 242 to 760 code for a protein of 172 amino acids. Lineage: Eukaryota; Metazoa; Echinodermata; Echinoidea; Temnopleuroida; Toxopneustidae.
AGUUUCGAAUUCCAAAGUGUACGUGAACUUGUAUUGUGUAUACACGAGCGAAACUCAUAUUCAACUAUAUUUACCCUGCAUGACCUGUGCACAAUAUCUGAGCAUUCUCGAACUAUAUUACUGCAAAUCAUCAGAGCAUGUGCCAGUAUGAAUGGAUACCAAAAAACAGGUCUAUACUAGCUAGUACACAUGAUAUACCUAUAGUAGUUAUCUUAAAACCGGAGAUUUCGUAGCUAGAUCCAUGGAUUUCUGCAAGGGUAAACCUCGUAUAGGGGAGAAACCGGAACAGUUGAUGGCAAUUGAGGCUGACUGGGCGAAGUGGUAUGAUGGUGAUAACAAUUCUGAGUUCGAGAUACAUGCUAGUCCAUGGUUGGAGCGAUGUAUAAAUAGAGUAACUGACGGGAAGACUGGUAAGAAAUGGUUUGUCCCACUCUGCGAGAAAUCACCGGCAAUGAAAUGGCUCUAUGAUCACGGCGACGAUGUGAUAGGUGUUGAAUUAGUUGGGAAAGCGAUUGAGAAGUUCUUUGAUACAUACGACAUGAAGUACACCAAAUCCGCCAUACCUCAGCUUCCUUAUGCGUGCUUGUAUCAGAAUGAUGAUAAACGGAUCAACAUAUUCAAGUGCAACAUAUUUGACGUUACAAAAGAGCUAAUUGGAGGACCGGUAGACGCAGUAUGGGACAGAGGGUCUCUCCAAGACAUUGAUCACCAAGAAAGACCAAGGUAUGAUUUCAUUAUCACUGGCUACCUAUCAGUUUAA